Messenger RNA from Durusdinium trenchii, 673 nucleotides. NCBI's taxonomy places the organism in Eukaryota, Dinophyceae, Suessiales, Symbiodiniaceae. The record is from the annotation of a GenBank genome assembly.
AUGUGAUACGUGGUUGUAUGGAUGUCUUCAGUUGGACAGAUAUCCGAAGACAGAGCUGCAGCUGGGCUCUACGGAAGUCUUGCGUCAAGGAUCCUCACGUUUAAAGUCAUGGCGCAAGAUUUGCAAAGGAAGGAAGACUUGAGCAAGACAGACUUGGCCAUCCUCGCACACCGCAAGGAGCUGGCCAAAGCUCAGGUGAUGGUGCACACUUGGUUGCAGCAGAAUGGUUUCGAUGACCUGAAUCGCUCCAAGGGUUUCCUCAUCAUUACCUAUCCGUUGCAUGAAGCAGUGAAACAGGAAAAUGCCUACAUCGUCUGCAAGCUCCUGAUGUUUGGUGCCAACCCGAAUGCUCGUAACACCUGGAAUCGCAUGGCCGAUGAGUAUGUUGGCCCCACGAGUCAUCCAGCGAUUCGCUCUGCCUUCAGCAGGUCCCGCGAGCACAAGAGCCUGAUCUCAGAAGCCUCCUCCUCACUGGAGCGGUUUCCUCCGCCCCGUGGCUUCGAGCAGUUCUUCGCGGAUCUGGAACAAUCGGAUCCAUUGGUGGUGUCCAGCAGCGAACAGCGCUGGUUGCGUGUUUGCGGACCCCGAGCUUGUCGGCGGCAGUUCUGAGAUGUUCUACGCGGCCCUCGGGUAGAAAAAGGAUUCGAUGGCCAUCUAUGGUCACGGGAGCGAU